UUGCGAUCAUCAUAUCUCUGUCGGUGUCAAGUUCAACUCGGGACCGAGCGCAAAAGCUCGAGCAGCGCACCAGCCGUUUUCCGCCUCUGCGUGCAGCGUGACGGCGAGCGCGAGCGUGAGUGCAGCUCAGGGCGGAGGGCUCGCGGAGAGGGUUAGUAUUUCCGGGUGAAAAUCACGGCAUUCUACGCUCGGGCGUAAAUGGGGAAGCGGCCGGCGAGAAGGGAGGGGGAAAACACAGGCGAGCGGAGCUGAGUGUGCGUGCGCUUAAGCUUCGCCUCCCGGCAGAGAAAGCAGGAAGCGAACGAGCUCAGCCCACCUGCAUGCGCCCGCUCCGUCGCGCGUGGUCAUCCGAAAACACAGUCGGUGGAUUGACGUUGGGCUGGCACGCUCGCACUUCUUGCCCUCGAGUUUAAGCGCUGUCAAAAGUGGCUUCCGCGGUCUCGCGGAGCAUUAUCUCUGAGGCGUAAACAACUUUUUUUUUUUCUCUCUCUCAUUUCCGCAUACGAGUACUCGCGCCUGACUGGCUCGAGGAGCGACGCAUUCGUCGAGAUGUCUCUCUUAACCUCCAGAAUGGAGCCACUGGACAGCUAGUGGAGCAGAGAGCAGGUCCGUAUGGUUGCUAGACGACAAGCCCAUGCCUCCCGCCAUGACGGACGUGCUGGAUUUGUGGGCGGAGCUGGGCCAGGUGGAGGCGGAGCUUGUGUCUGUGGAUUUCCUGUUACCCACAGGCCUCUACAUCCAGAUGGACGUCCCCCGAGAGGCCACCAUCCAACACAUCAAACUGCUCUUAUGGAAGCAGGCUGCACUCUACCCCCUGUUCUCGGCCCUGGGGCAGAUGGAGGGGUGUGUGUUCGAGUGUGUGUCGGCGGCGGCCGUCCACGAGGAGCUGGACGACGAGAGCCGCCGCCUGUGUGACGUCCGACCCUUCCUGCCCGUGCUCCGCCUCCUCCGCCGCGGCUGCGCCGACAACCAGCGCGUGCUCUCCUCCAAGAUCGGCACGCUCAUAGGGAAAGGCUUACAGGAGUUGGACUCUCUUCAGGACCAGGAAGUGAAGGACUUCCGUCUGAAGAUGCAGCGAAUCAGCGAGGAGAAGCUGCUGCGCCUGCAGAUGAUGUCAUACGGGGAGUGGCUUCAGGCCAGCUUCAGCCCGCAGCUGGAGGCGGGGCCUACUGACGACGUCAUCGACAAGCUGACGGAGGGCGGGGUCAAAAUCACCAUACACUAUGACCAGUCUCAGGACACUGCCAGUGUGAGGGUGUGUGUGAGCAGUAAUGUGGAACAGCUGGUAGACCACGCCCUCAAGAAGUGGAGCUCCACCCACCAGCAACAGGGUUGUCAUGACGACUACAUACUGCGUGUCAGUGGCAAACUGGAGUUCCUGUAUGGAAAACAUCCCCUCAUCCAGUACAAGUAUAUCCGCUCCUGUGUGCUGGCCCAGGAGGCUCCGCACCUGACUCUGGUCCAUGUGGACGUGAUCAAGAGCAUGUUCCAGAAGGAACUGAAUGUCGUUAGUGCAGCCCUCAGCCAAAGACCCGCCAAUCCGCCUCUCCCUCAAAAGAAGAGAGCCACCUCGCAGGUGCAGGUGUGUGUGUGGGAUGUCCAGUGUCCGUUCAAGGUCAUCCUGGUCCGGGGCAUCAAGGUCAAUGCUGAGGAAACAGCCAAGGUGCAGGUGCGUGCGGGUCUGUUCCACGGUGCGGAGCUGCUGUGUGUGCCGUCGGUGAGCGAGGAGGUGAGCGGCCGGGCGGAGCACGUGUGGCGACACACACUGGAGUUCGACAUCAGCGUGUGUGACCUCCCCCGCAUGAGCCGCCUCUGCUUCGCCCUCUACGCCGUCUCGCACAAGAAGAAGCAGAAGAGCACCAAACACUCACACAAGUACCAGACCAUCCGCAAGGCCGGCAAAGUGCACUACCCUAUUGCCUGGGUCAACACCAUGGUGUUUGACUAUAAAGGACAUCUGAAGACCGGUGACAUCCUGCUGCACUGCUGGUCUUCGUUUCCUGAUGAGUUGGAGGAGAUGUUGAAUCCUAUUGGAACAGUCCAAACGAACCCGUACACAGAGAACGCCACGACGCUUCACAUCCAGAUACCAGAUUACAGCUCCCAACCUAUCAUCUUUCCCCCUUUUGACAAGAUUCUGGAGAAGGCGGCUGAAGUAGCUAAAGGAAGUGACUGUCCACCUAUGACUGGUCGUGGCGGUAAGAAGUUCCACAUUGAGCUGAAGGAGAUCAUGGAUCGGGAGCCUCUGGCUCAGCUGUGUGAGAACGAGAAAGACCUCAUCUGGACGCUCCGCUACGACUGCAGAGAGAACUUCCACCAGAGCCUCCCCAAACUGCUGCUGUCCGUCAAGUGGAACAAGCACGAAGACAUGGCACAGCUUCAGGCCCUGCUGCAGAUCUGGCCUAAGCUGAGCCCUCGAGACGCUUUAGAGCUGCUGGACUUCAACUACCCCGACCAGUACGUCAGAGAGUACGCCGUCAACUGCCUACGAGACAUGAGUGAUGAGGAGCUGUCUCAGUACCUGCUGCAGCUGGUGCAGGUGUUGCGUUAUGAACCUUACUACGACUGCGCUCUGACGCGCUUCCUUCUGGAGAGAGCGCAGAACAACCGCUUCAUCGGACACUUCCUCUUCUGGCACCUCAGGUCAGAGAUCCACAUGCCUGCGGUGACUGUGCAGUUUGCGCUGCUUCUGGAAGCCUACUGCAGGGGCAGCAUUCCUCAUAUUGAGGUCCUGAAGAAACAGGUGGACGCCCUGAGUAAGCUGAAGGCGGUGAACUCUCUGGUGAAGACGGGGGCGGUGAAGAGUAAGGCUCGGAGUAAAGACGGUCAUCUGAAGGAGGCCAUGCUCACGUGCCUCAGACAGAGCGGCUUCACCGAGGCCCUCGCCGACAUCCACAACCCCCUCAACCCCAGCGUGCUGCUGGCCACAGUCAAUGUGGACAAGUGUAAGUAUAUGGACUCUAAGAUGAAGCCACUAUGGAUCGUUUAUGAUAACAAGCUAUUGGGAGGCGACACCUUGGGCAUCAUAUACAAGAACGGAGAUGACCUCAGACAGGACAUGCUUACUCUGCAGAUUCUUAAGCUGAUGGACAAGCUGUGGAAGGAGGCCAACCUUGACCUCAGGAUCCUGCCGUAUGGUUGCCUGGCGACGGGCGAUCGCUCGGGCCUGAUCGAGGUGGUGCUGUUGGCGGACACCAUCGCCAACAUCCAGAAGACCUCCAGCAACAUGACCGCCACCGCAGCCUUCAACAAGGACGCGCUCCUCAACUGGCUUAAGGAGAAGAACUCUGGAGACGCACUGGAGCGGGCGAUCGAGGAGUUCACCUUGUCAUGUGCUGGAUACUGCGUAGCCACGUAUGUGCUGGGCAUCGGAGAUCGCCAUAGCGACAACAUCAUGGUCCGCAGCACAGGACAGCUGUUCCACAUUGACUUUGGCCACAUCCUGGGGAACUUCAAGUCUAAGUUUGGCAUCAAGCGUGAGCGCGUCCCCUUCAUCCUCACACACGACUUCAUCCACGUCAUCCAGCAGGGCAAGACGGCCAACACACAGAAGUUUGGCAGUUUCAGGCAGUACUGUGAGGAAGCCUACCUGGUCCUGAGGAGGAAUGGAAAUCUCAUCAUCACCCUGUUUGCCCUCAUGCUCACCGCAGGCCUCCCUGAACUCACCUCAGUCAAGGACAUCCAGUACCUCAAGGACUCUCUAGCGCUGGGGAAGACUGAUGAUGACGCACUGAAGCAGUUUCGCCAGAAGUUUGACGAGGCGCUGAGAGAGAGCUGGACCACCAAAGUCAACUGGAUGGCUCACCACCUAGCCCACGCCUCCUAACACACACACACACACACACACACAAACACACACACACACACACUCAUACACACACACACACAC
Messenger RNA from Clupea harengus (Atlantic herring), 3889 nucleotides. RefSeq names its product phosphatidylinositol-4,5-bisphosphate 3-kinase, catalytic subunit beta. Gene Ontology annotation, biological process: cell migration; phosphatidylinositol-3-phosphate biosynthetic process; phosphatidylinositol-mediated signaling. The record is from RefSeq and is a predicted model, not a curated record. Bases 635 to 3826 code for a protein of 1063 amino acids. Gene Ontology annotation, molecular function: 1-phosphatidylinositol-3-kinase activity; 1-phosphatidylinositol-4-phosphate 3-kinase activity. The transcript has 24 exons. Gene Ontology annotation, cellular component: plasma membrane; phosphatidylinositol 3-kinase complex; cytoplasm. Lineage: Eukaryota; Metazoa; Chordata; Actinopteri; Clupeiformes; Clupeidae.